UCAUGGUUAUUUUUUUUUUUUUAAAUAUGUGUGUGCUUUAAGAGUUUUAAUGUAUUUUUAUUUUGUGUGCUUUGUAUCGUGUGCGUUUAAGAUAUCUAAAUAAUAUGUGUUUGUAUCGUGUGUAUUUACAGUUUCCUAAUUUUAGUUGUUUUAAUAAUAAUAAGUUUCGUAUUUUUGAAAAUAAAAUUUGGUAAAUAUCUUACUUAAAAAAAAUAUGUUCUUAAUUUUGAUUGUUUUUAUUAAUAUAGCUUUUGGUAUUAUUUAAAAAUUAAGUUAAGUAUAAUAAUUCAAAAUAAAUAUUAUUAAAAAUUAUGUUAUUUUGGUUUUUAAAUUAAUUGUAAAAAGCAAAAAUAUGAAUUAAGAGUUGUGGGGUAGGGUGUUGAAUUUUUUAAAACAAAUCAUUGUAGAGGUAUAAAUUGAAGUGGACGUUAAAUAAAUGAGGUGGAAGAGAGAGAAAAUGACGUAGAGAGUUAAAAAGAGAAAAAAAAAGGUGUUGAACUUGGAGAGGGCGUUGAAACCACCGUGGAUGGUUAAAGUGCAUAUGUAAUAGUAAAGUCAAUUCAAACGUAAUGCAUGAGAAAGAAACAAAUAACUAAAUCAAAUAAGACAAUGAAUUAAAUAUAUCUCGUGGUACGGUGAAUUCUCUAAUCAACCAAACGGAAUAUGCGAAGGGCUUUAUUUGCUUACGACAAUACACUUCGUGUAAAAACAUUUAUUAAUUCAGUACAUGUAAAUACGCACGCAAUGCACACAUACACGCAUAUGCUUACGCACACAUAUAUUUUUGAUAUCCGUUUAGUGGCUAGCAGCCUAGAGCAUGUAAUAGUAAUUUCAUUUGUUUGAUUUAAUUGCAUUUUAAAUAUUUAAUACUUUUGUGUAUGCAUGGAAUUAUGCUAAAACCACUGCCGGUCUUUUACUAGGAUUCGAGUUCAAAAAUGUCAUCUAGAGACUAGGGUUAGUGUUGUAAAAUGUCGUCGGAAGGUUAGGGCUUCUGCUUUUGAUGUCGUCUAGUUUUUUUUUUCUUCUUUUUGGAAUUUCGAUGUUUUGGUUUACAACUGUAACUGUUAAAAGUUUUUUUUUUUGGUAAACAACUGUUAUAAGUUUGAUGCUUAAAUCCCUUAUUUUAAGACUUUCUAUUAUUUUGGGUCUUAAGAAACUAUUGUAAAACAAACUUUUCAUUUUCAUUAAUGAAUAUUUACAUUUUUAUCACAAAAUAACGUAAACCUUCGAGUGUGCGCAAUUGUUGUAUGUGAAUUGAAACUUCUUAUAACUUGUGACGGUAAAUUUUUUACGUACUUCGGUACUACCAAAUAUGAACAGAAUCUAGAAACUAACAUGAGCAGACGUUGCAAUGAAAUGGAUGGAUGUACGAAGGUGUCAACAUCAGUACGUACUUGUGCGAUGACGACUUAUAGCACAAAAUUAGAUACUGAUCAUAUAACUUUACAGUUAGGCCACUCUCCAUCUUUGUGCAUUUCCAAGUGGGAGAGUAUAAUACAUAUUAGCAGAAUACAUAUAUUAUAUAUUAAUUCAACACUUAAUUAUAUAUUAAUUCAACACUUAAAAUGAUUAAAAAAUGUUUGAAAAGUUAAAUAGUAAUACAUAUAACAUAUGAUAGUACCCCUAUGAUCUCUAUAUAUGUAACACCAUAAACUGCAUUGCUCAGCAAACAAAACCCAAACAUUUCUUGACCAAAUCAUUAAUUUGAUCGAGUCGUUGGGAUUAGUAACAUGGCGUCAAAGGUUGAAGCAGGGAAGCUAGAGUGGAGGAUAAGUGUUGACAAUGGGACAACCGAGAGAUUGGUUCCAGCAUAUGGACCUAGUAAAAGGAUCUUUCUUUGGCUAAAGGGUUUUGUAAUGAAGGUUAUCCUGGAGCAAAUCGCAAAGUCUAUGAGGAACAUUUGGAGGAUUGGGGCAGAUGAUCCAGCAAAAGCUGUUCACUGUUUGAAAGUAGGACUUGCACUUUCAUUGGUCUCAAUCUUCUAUUACAUGAGACCUUUGUAUGAUGGAGUUGGAGGAAAUGCUAUGUGGGCUAUCAUGACUGUUGUAGUCGUCUUUGAGUCCACUGUUGGAGCAACAUUCUCCAAAUGUGUGAACAGAGUGGUGGCAACUAUAUUAGCUGGAACACUAGGCAUUGCUGUUCAUUGGGUUGCAACUCAAUCAGGAAAAGCUGAGAUUUUUGUGACUGCAUGCUCUGUUUUCCUAUUUGCCUUCACAGCUACUUACUCGCGGUUUGUUCCAUCAUUCAAAUCCAGAUUCGACUAUGGAGCGAUGAUCUUUAUCCUCACAUUUAGCUUAGUCUCAGUAGGAGGUUACCGAGUAGAUAAGCUGUUUGAUAUGGCUCAGCAAAGAGCAUCAACUAUUGCAAUUGGAACAUCUAUCUGCAUUGUCAUUACUGUCUUCUUAUGUCCCAUAUGGGCAGGAUCUCAGCUUAACCGCCUUGUUCAAUGUAAUUUUGUCAAACUUGCCGACUCAUUAGACGGCUGUGUAGCAGAGUACUUCAAGAAGAAAGACGUCUCAACGAAUGAGAAUGAAGAUGAAGAAACUAACAAGAAGUUGCAAGGAUUCAAAUGUGUACUUAACUCUAAGGGAACAGAAGAAGCCAUGGCGAAUCUAGCUAGGUGGGAACCUGCACAUGGAAGCUUUAACUUCCGGCACCCAUGGCAACAAUAUGUAAAGAUAGGGGCUGCUAUGAGGAGAUGUGCUUACUGCCUUGAGAAUCUUAGUAUCUGCAUGAACUAUGAAACAGAGGCACCAGACCAGGUCAAGAAUCAUUUCGGAGAAGCUUGUAUGAGUCUGAGCUCAGCUUCUUCAAAAAUCUUGAGAGAGUUAGCGGAUAUGAUCAAGAACACGAGAAAAUCUUCGAAGAUGGAUUACCUGGUGUUUGAUAUGAACUCAGCAGUACAAGAGCUUCAAGAAACCUUAAAAAUUGUUCCCAUAGAAAUCAACAGACCUGAAGACGAUGUUAAAUCUGAAAAGGACAAGGAAGGAGACAGAACCAUGGCGAUGAGCCUACAUGAAAUCCUUCCAGUUGCCACUUUGGUUUCGUUGUUGAUCGAAAACGCAGCUAGGAUUCAAACAACCGUCGAAGCAGUGGAUGAACUGGCAAAUCUUGCAGAUUUCAAACAAGAUUCAAAGAAGAAAACAGGAGGCAACAACGCUUAACAAGCACCACUAAGUUCUUAAAUUACUUUCAUAUUACACAUUGAAAACUCUUAACAAACAUGAAGAUUUUAAACCUGAGUUUUCAUGUAUAUAUAAAAACCUAUUAGUAUAUGAUUUUGCUUUGUUCUGUAA
Messenger RNA from Brassica napus (rape), 3296 nucleotides. Its product is annotated as aluminum-activated malate transporter 10-like. The coding region runs from base 1731 to 3164 and encodes 477 amino acids. Gene Ontology annotation, cellular component: plant-type vacuole membrane. NCBI's taxonomy places the organism in Eukaryota, Viridiplantae, Streptophyta, Magnoliopsida, Brassicales, Brassicaceae. Gene Ontology annotation, biological process: malate transport. The transcript has 6 exons. The record is from RefSeq and is a predicted model, not a curated record.